Messenger RNA from Wickerhamiella sorbophila, 728 nucleotides. RefSeq names its product CTP-dependent diacylglycerol kinase 1. Bases 6 to 728 code for a protein of 240 amino acids. Gene Ontology annotation, molecular function: ATP-dependent diacylglycerol kinase activity. The transcript has a single exon. Lineage: Eukaryota; Fungi; Ascomycota; Dipodascomycetes; Dipodascales; Trichomonascaceae. The record is from RefSeq and is a predicted model, not a curated record. Gene Ontology annotation, biological process: phosphatidic acid biosynthetic process. Gene Ontology annotation, cellular component: endoplasmic reticulum membrane.
UCAGCAUGGCAAAUACCGCGCAGGAAUCAGCUGGAGUACUUGAGAAAGCCGAAAACUGGGUCCAGCAGCACGAGAUACCCCGAAAAGUACUACAUGGUUCUAUUGCUAUUAUCACGCUGUACCUGUAUGUCCAUGGAACACACCUGAACCAAGUAACGCCAGUGCUCAUAGCUAUGCUGGUGCCUAUCGCAACGAUCGAGGUGUUUCGGUUUGCGUCGCCCGAGCUCAAUCGGGCCUACAUUCAAACCGUCGGCCCACUUAUGCGAGAAAGCGAGAAAACCGGUGCCGUGAACGGCGUGAUAUGGUAUCUUGCGGGCCUUAUUGUUGUAUUCAGCAUUUUCCCGAAAGAUCUCAGUGUGCUGUCUGUUCUGCUCCUGUCGUGGGCCGACUUGAGUGCUUCGACAAUUGGACGGGCCUAUGGCAAAUACACGCCCCAACUGUACAAAGGCAAGUCGCUUGCCGGUAGCUUUGCUGCGUUUAUCUGUGGCAUCGCGCUCACUUGGCUGUGGUAUGGCUACUAUGUCCCGGCUUACAACCAAUUCAAUCUGCCCCAGGACAUUUUAUGGACCGCCGAGAGCUCUAGGCUGUCACUACUGAGCUAUUCGGUAACUGUCGGAGUCGUGGUUGCCGUUGCAGAACUGUUUCCGAUUAUAGAUGACAAUUUCAGCAUUCCGGUCGUGUCAGCUACCGCUCUGUGGGUGAUUUUGCAGGCCGCCAAACGGAACUAG